AUUUAUCAAUAAAACAACUUAAAAUGCAGAAUUAAUAUUAUUUUUAUUGUUGUUGUUAUUGUUGUUGUAGCUUCUGGUUGUUAACAGUAUUGACAAUGACACUACACCAGGGGAAGUGACAUAUUUCCUGGAUACAGUUGCUGUAGGAAGGGGUUUUGUUAUUGAUGCUUCAGGUGUAACAGGGAACCUGACAAUGACCAACAACACAUUUGAUUAUGAAAAUGACUUGGAUCACUUUUUUAAUGUCACAGUUUAUGCAAGUGAUGGUGUAAAUGUGGCUCAGAUGGAGUUUGCUUUGACACUGGUGGACAUCAAUGAUAAUGCUCCCAUCUUUAACCAGACACACUAUGUGUUUACAAUGCCAGCAGCAGCAAAAUCCGGGUACAAAAUUGGCAGUGUAUAUGCUAAGGACAUGGACAGCCAGUCUUACGUCACAUACAGUAUAUCUGAUACAGUCUCCUUUGCCAUCGAUUCUUCGACUGGUCUCAUAACCAGGGCAGGGUCAGCUUGCAUCUAUGGUAAUGUGACUCUCACUGUCUCUGCAAUGGAUGGAAAAUAUACUUCUGCAGCUGAAGUUGUAAUCAGUGUGACCUCAGAAAAUGCAUAUCCUCCAGUGUUUAACCAGUCAGUUUACAGCUUCACACUGGACAGAAUAGAGGUGCACAAUGAUAUUGAUCUCAUACGUUCAAAUAUGACUCUCAAGGCAACAGAUGAUGAUAAUCAGGGAAGGUGCAUCAGUUCUGUGGCCAAUGGAAAUGGAGUUGUGACCUACAAAUUUUUGGUUUAUGAUAUAUUUUAUUUUACAGAAUCUGGAUCUAUUUUAAUUCUUAAGGACAAGUUCUUGGAGUAUGACAAGCCCACCGUAUCAUUGACAGUUGUGGCCACUGACAAUGCUAUAAAGAACAGAAAGACAGGGACCACCACUUUAGUCAUAAAAAUAAGCAACCAGAAGCCGGUCUUCAAUGACAGUCAGCAAAUGGUGACUUUAUCAGCAGAUGCAGAUGUAAACAGUAGUGUGACAGAAAUUGAGGCAGUGGAUAAGGAUGAGAAUUCAACCACACUCUACAGCAUUGUUAGAGGGGAUAGCGAUUAUUUUAAAAUAGACAAGUAUACUGGUAUUUUACAGUUGAAGAAGAAGCUACCUCAAAGCAAUAAUGACUCCUAUAUGAAUGUGGUAGUAGAAGCCAGGGACCCUGUUUUGGAAGAGGUCGAUGCUGAUCUUGAUUUCUAUGCCAGCAAUCUUGAUGUGAUCAUAACAAUUGUACAACCAAAUAAAAACUUAUUUCCUCCAAAAUUUCAAACUUUUGACGGAAAGAACAUUUCCGACACAAUAAAUGAAGAACCGAAAGCUGUGUACUACAAUGGGAUAAUAGGAUCCAUACAUGUGCAUGCUACAGAUGGCGAUGACCCUAGCAAGCCACAAGGGCAGCUUGUGUAUUCCUUGGAAUACAACUGCCAUAAAUUAAAAUAUCUUGACCAGUCCUUUGUGUGGAACAUCACUCAGAAUGCCAGUAAUGGUACCAUCCAACACCAUGGCAAUAUAACUGACCUUCCUGUGAUGUGUUAUUUAAAUCUGAAUGUGAGGGACAAUGGAGUGGUGGUUAAAUAUUCAAGGAAGACCAUUCCACUGCUCAUCUAUGAAGAACCAGGACCAUCUACGACAACUGAAGCACCCACGACCACAGAGGGUGACACAGUACGCAAUUCAACCUGCCCAUCCAGUAAUAGUUCUGAUACAUAUACUGGUACUUAUAGUCCCCAGCAGGGUGUGAAUAUGGCUGCAGUUGGUACUUUGGCAGCUGUAAAUGGUAUACUCAUUAUUUUGCUGAUCUUAAGUUAUUGGAAAACAUUGAAGAAAUGCAAGAAACCCAGCUUCAAACUAAAGCGUGAAACCACAUUCACUCCAUCUGAAGGGGACACUGGAUAUGAUGUUCAUAGCAUGUUCCCAAGUGGUGAUUAUAGCUAUAUUAAAGAUGUGGCACCAAAUCCACCUCCAAGACCCCAAUUCACAUUACCAAAGCUGAAAAAUCCUCCAGGUGGUAAAGGCAACCCUCUGCAGACUGAUGACGGUGAUGUCAACAAAAGCUACCUAAGUCUAAGAGCUCCAGACAGUAGUGCCGAGGGUUACAAACACCUUGUUUCUAAACCAAAUUACUCUGUUUAUGCUGAUAGAUAUGGAUCUGAUGAAGCUGGCAGUGCUUCUCGAGUGGGAUCACAAAUUUCCCUUCAAAAAGAAAAACAUUUUGUGGAAGAUGAGUCUUGGCAGAGAGCCACCUACAGGCAAGGAAGCCAAAGUCCUGGGAGACAGAAAACACAGACAGACCCAGUUACAAUGUCUAGACCAAGCAAAAGUGGAUCAUCAAUAGGCCAAACUGUAGUUUUCAGUGGACCUAUUAACAUAACCAACAUUUCUCAGCCUAAUCGUACUGCCAUUCUACCUCCUCUUCGUCAAAUGCCUAAGAUGCUCGACAAACACAAACAAGGGGGAAAUGAUGAGAAAUCUGCAGAUACCUCCUUGGAGGAUGGUGCACCACAGGGAGAAGCACAAUCAAGCAUAGAAGCAGCUAGUGAAAAACUGGCUGAAGCUCUUUCAAAUAAAAUUGAAAACAGCCAGGGAGAGAUGUGGUCAAUAGACCAAGGACAUCUCCAUGAAUUAUCCCAUGGCAGUAAAACAAUAAUGGAAAACAUCUACGAAAAAGAAUUUCCUGGUACAAAGACAAAGACUGUCACAGAUGAAAUAGAGCAUAAACCAGCACUUGACAGCUCUACCAUCCCUCUCAGCAGCCAGCCUGUGAAAACAGGUCAAGGUGACCAUUCCCUUAGUCAUGUGGAAUCUCAAGAAAAUGACUGUAAGUCCGAUGAAACCAUUGACGAUAUUGAUAUAGAAGAGACAGAGGCAAGUCAAAAUGGUGACAGUGACCCACUGCCAAGCUAUCCAUCUGCCACGCGUCCAAAUAGUUCAGAUGUAGUUACAAGAAGAGAAAAUCAAUAUGAUUUACCACCAAAAUCAGGCAGGCUCUCUAUUGCCACCCAUAAACCAUCCCAAUAUGAGCCAAACCUUGUAGCUCCAGAGAAUAAUCCUCCAAACUGUCAAGAAAAACCACAUCCACCAAGAUGUUUCCUAGAAAACGAGAAACCACAAUCACCAACAAGUUUCAAAGAGAACAUAGGUAGUUCACUGGAAUCUGUGAAUGUUCCAGAGUUGGAAAAUCUUCGCCCAGGUAGCGCAUCAAGCACUACAUUUACUGUUAUCUCAGAUGAUGGUGCUGUUCAGUAUGGUAAGAGGCGAACUUCUCUAGCUUCAAGUGAAAUAGACGCACAUAUACCCAUAUUGGAAGACUCUAAAACCCAUACAGAGAAUUCUUGGAAACUGAAGCCCAAAAGAAAAGUGGCACCAAGUCCUUCAGACCCGGUGCAUUUUGAGCCCGGAGAGGCAUGGAAUAUGAGCAAUUUAGACAUAGGAAAAAAAGGGGCAGGUGAGGAAAUUUUUGUGCAUGAUGAGCAGGAUUUUGAGGGAGCAAGUAGGCCAAGUUACAAUGAUUUGGAACCAGAUUACGAAGACAAUAAUCAUCAGCCAUUUGGUGGUGAGACUUCAUAUCAUUCACCAGAUGAUGGUAGCAUCAGAGCCUAUGUACCCCAAUCCAGUCAAGAUUCAGUAACACCCAAGAAAAAGAAGAAAAAGUUGAAAAAGAAAAAGUCAAAUUCCACGGAGAAGAAAAAGAAGACUCCAAAAGUGAAGUCUACUGAGGGUUUUGGAGAGUACACAAAUCAGUGGGAAUCCACAUUUUGAAUUGUUUCAUACCCCUGUAAGACAUUAUCUCUUUUGUGACUUAUUACUUGUAUGUAGUUAUUGUAAAUCACCUGUAUAUUUUACAUAAAACUUUGCAGUAUGUGUUUACAUUAAACCAACAGUAGCAAGACUGUAGCUAGAAAUGUCAAAAGGGGUCCUUUUUCUGUAAAAUUAAUGUAAAAUUUUUACAAAUUUGAGAAGUGGCAUAGAACUUGGUUCAGAACAGAUGUUUUCUGGCCUUAGGGGCAGUUCUUUCUUACUCCCCAAACCCCCUGCUUUUAGGCAGGGGAAACCAGCCAGAGUCUCAUGUAUCAAAGUUUGGCACUUUACAGUGUUUUCUUUGUAUAUAUUGAUUGAUACUAUAUUAUCAGUAUAUUAUCAAUAUUUUAUAUUUUUAAUUACGGCUAUAAUAACCAUAAAGAAUCGUUGUACUCGAUAUUUAACACAUUUUGUAAAUAGAUGAAGGUGUUUAAAAUACAGAAUGAAAAAAAAAAAAUAAAUUGUAAAUGCACAAUAAAAAAAAAACGAUUGUUUGAGAAUGAUAUCCCUGUAAUAAUAAGAUAAAAUGUAAUAAUUGUAAAGAGUACUCUUUUUUGUCUUUUGCAGAAAUCUGAAUAAACUUUAGGUUUGUGCUUUUUUAUCACAUAUAUAUUAUACAAACAUGCUGCACUUCAAUGUGUAUCAAACAUGAUUGCAAGUUGGACAGUGAAUCGUUCCAAGUACAUGUACUAAUUACAAAGAAAUAUUGCAUUACAUUACUCAAUAAACUGCUACG
Molecule: messenger RNA, 4565 nt
Organism: Lingula anatina
Lineage: Eukaryota; Metazoa; Brachiopoda; Lingulata; Lingulida; Lingulidae
Product: protocadherin Fat 4
Biological process (GO): homophilic cell-cell adhesion
Cellular component (GO): plasma membrane
Molecular function (GO): calcium ion binding
Source: RefSeq, a predicted model, not a curated record